GCUGAGGAGAUAUAAAAGAGUGCUGAGGGAGAACAUAGACAUCUGCUCACUGACUGCGACAGAGACAGAAGGCUGACUGCAAAUAUGCUGCGAUUUCAGUGUGUGCUUCUGGCCAUGGUCCUGUAUGGGAAAGGUUCUCUUUCCCAGCUGGAUGUAUGUGGUCGUGCCCCUUUUAACACCCGUAUAGUGGGUGGGCAGAGUUCCUCAGAAGGAGGGUGGCCAUGGCAGGUUAGUCUCCAGAGCCCUGAUUAUAAUGGACAUUUCUGUGGAGGAACCCUGAUCAACAAAGACUUUGUUCUGACAGCAGCCCACUGUUUCUCCAGCACCAUCUCUUCUGCUGUGACGGUGUAUUUGGGGAAACAGACUCUAACCGGUUCUAAUCCCAAUCAAAUUACGAGAGGUGUAACUCAGGUGAUCGUUCACCCCAGCUACAACAGCGCCACCCAAAACAAUGACAUCGCCCUUCUACGCCUGAAUUCUUCUGUCAACUUCACGGACUACAUCAGACCAGUGUGUCUGGCAGGGCAAGGCAGCAGUUUUCCAGAUAAAACCAGCUGCUGGAUCACAGGCUGGGGAAGCAUUGCCUCUGGAGUGCAACUGCCAGCUCCUGGUGUUCUUCAGGAAGCACUGGUUCCUACUGUCAAUACACAGAUUUGUGAUUUUCUACUGGGAUUUGGCUCCAUUACCCCAAACAUGAUGUGUGCUGGUUACUACCAAGGAGGCAAAGAUACCUGCCAGGGGGAUUCUGGAGGUCCGCUGGUCACUAAGCAGGGUGCUGUCUGGGUUCAGGCUGGUAUCACUAGCUGGGGUAGAGGCUGUGCUCUGUCCUAUUCACCUGGUGUGUAUACUCAUGUGUCUCAGUACCAGUCCUGGUUAUCGAGUGUCAUCGGCCAAAACCUGCCAGGAUUUAUCUAGUACUAACCCUGUGGAAGGACCAGUGGAUCAUGAAGAAGAUUAAAUUUUUAAAUAUCAACUACAUUACAAAAGAUGUGUCUGUCUAUAUAUCUAACUAUACAGAUUUAUAUUUAAAUAUUUUGUAUUCAGAUUAAUUAAUAUAAAAAAUAAGCAUCUUUGUUGUAAUAAUGAUGACAAAAUAGUACCUCAUAAAUGGGAUUACAUAUUUUUAAUGUAAUCCCUUUAUUUAACUACUUCCAUCAUUUAAAUAAGUAAAUAUACCUGUAACCUGUACAUGUGUAUAUAAGUUUUCCAUUCUACAUUAAUGUAACAGAUACUCUGAAAAUGCAUUUCACUGCACAUCGUACUGUGUAUGGUUGUGUAUGUGGCUAAUAAAUGUGAAUUAUAAUUUGAAA
This is a messenger RNA of Silurus meridionalis, 1310 nucleotides long. Its product is annotated as serine protease 27-like. Gene Ontology annotation, molecular function: serine-type endopeptidase activity. The transcript has 7 exons. The record is from RefSeq and is a predicted model, not a curated record. The coding region runs from base 85 to 915 and encodes 276 amino acids. NCBI's taxonomy places the organism in Eukaryota, Metazoa, Chordata, Actinopteri, Siluriformes, Siluridae. Gene Ontology annotation, biological process: proteolysis.